Lepus europaeus (European hare) is the source of this 1151-nucleotide messenger RNA. RefSeq names its product adenosine A1 receptor (gene ADORA1). The coding region runs from base 1 to 981 and encodes 326 amino acids. Gene Ontology annotation, biological process: G protein-coupled adenosine receptor signaling pathway. The record is from RefSeq and is a predicted model, not a curated record. The transcript has 2 exons. Lineage: Eukaryota; Metazoa; Chordata; Mammalia; Lagomorpha; Leporidae. Gene Ontology annotation, molecular function: G protein-coupled adenosine receptor activity. Gene Ontology annotation, cellular component: synapse; dendrite; membrane.
AUGCCGCCCUCCAUCUCGGCCUUCCAGGCCGCCUACAUUGGCAUCGAGGUGCUCAUCGCGCUGGUCUCGGUGCCAGGGAAUGUGCUGGUGAUCUGGGCCGUGAAGGUGAACCAGGCACUGCGGGACGCCACCUUCUGCUUCAUCGUGUCGCUGGCAGUGGCUGACGUGGCCGUGGGCGCCCUGGUCAUCCCGCUGGCCAUCCUCAUCAAUGUCGGCCCCGAGACCUACUUCCACACCUGCCUCAUGGUGGCCUGUCCUGUCCUCAUCCUCACCCAGAGCUCCAUCCUGGCCCUGCUGGCCAUCGCCGUGGACCGCUACCUCCGCGUCAAGAUUCCUCUCCGGUACAAGGCGGUGGUGACGCCGCGCAGGGCGGCGGUGGCCAUCGCCGGCUGCUGGAUCCUCUCGCUCGUGGUGGGCCUGACGCCCAUGUUCGGCUGGAACAACCUGCGGGAGGUGCAGCAGGCCUGGGCGGCCAACGGCAGCGUGGGGGAGCCGGUGAUCAAGUGCGAGUUCGAGAAGGUCAUCAGCAUGGAGUACAUGGUGUACUUCAACUUCUUCGUGUGGGUGCUGCCCCCGCUACUGCUCAUGGUCCUCAUCUACCUGGAGGUCUUCUACCUGAUCCGCCGGCAGCUCAGCAAGAAGGCGUCGGCCUCCUCCGGAGACCCGCACAAGUACUACGGCAAGGAGCUGAAGAUCGCCAAGUCGCUGGCCCUCAUCCUCUUCCUCUUCGCCCUCAGCUGGCUGCCCCUGCACAUCCUGAACUGCGUCACCCUCUUCUGCCCGUCCUGCCACAAGCCCAGCAUCCUCGUCUACACCGCCAUCUUCCUCACGCACGGCAACUCGGCCAUGAACCCCAUCGUCUACGCCUUCCGCAUCCACAAGUUCCGGGUCACCUUCCUCAAGAUCUGGAACGACCACUUCCGCUGCCGGCCCGCACCUGCCGGCGACGAGGACCUCCCGGAAGAGAAGCCCAACGACUAGGCGCUGCCCUCUGUGCUGUUCCAGCCCAGCUGGCCCUCACCUCCCCUCCGCCCCAAGGGGCCCCCUCCCAAAGGAGUGCAUCCCUGCACCCCGGGGGCUUGGAGUGGGGAGGGAACCAGCGCCCCAGGGCACGAGGGGCGUCUUGAGCCCUCCCACCUGCCUGACCAUCC